Molecule: messenger RNA, 1070 nt
Organism: Drosophila innubila
Lineage: Eukaryota; Metazoa; Arthropoda; Insecta; Diptera; Drosophilidae
Product: zinc finger protein 658B
Exons: 3
Coding region: 32-943 (303 amino acids)
Biological process (GO): regulation of transcription by RNA polymerase II
Molecular function (GO): DNA-binding transcription factor activity; RNA polymerase II cis-regulatory region sequence-specific DNA binding
Source: RefSeq, a predicted model, not a curated record
CUGUACGAAUCUAAAAUCUAAAUUGAAAACUAUGCCGAAACUUUUUCGCAGUUUAUUCUCGAAUCGCUAUGAUCGCAAGAACGAGCGUUUCUAUGACCGCUAUGAAGCCAUUUGCCAAGUUGUGCCCAAUAUGGCACAAAUGCCGCGUCCUGCAAUCACGAGCAUGAGUAGUAGCAACAGCCGAGGAUCAAGCGGUGCACACAGGUCGGCAGCAAGUGGAGAGCCGAAGCCCUGGAGCCGAACCUUUCACUAUGGCAGCGGUGAGCCGAGCACCGAUUGGCGAACUGGAGAUAAUGUGCCCAUUGUGGAGCGUCGCAGGAUGGAGGAGGCAAGUGGCUUACAGCUAAUGGCCAUUGAGUCGAAUCCGAACUGCGGAUUUAGUCACACCAUUUGGGAGAUAGAGCUGCCCGGUCAAGAGAGUAAUUAUGUGGAAAGCAAGCGACAUGGAGGCGUCAAGUUGGGCAGGAUCAAAGUGUUGACCAAGGGCAGAGGACGCGGCAGGAAACCGGACAUUCUGAAGCGGGCAGAAUCCCGAAGAAAGCUCACACAACUAACAGUUAAUGGAUCUCCCAGGACUCCACAAACUGACCAAAGCAAGCAGGAGGCUGUCAGAAAAACACCAGAUCGUCGUCGCUUUCGACAGCCUGGCGAGUAUUUCAACUGCGAUAAUUGUAACAAGAAAUUCGAUCAUUCCUGGAUGCUUGUCGCCCACAAACGCAUCCACACAGGUGAAAAACCCUUUGUCUGUCCCGAACAGAGCUGUCAAAAGUCCUUUGCCGAUCGCUCUAAUCUUCGUUCGCAUCAACGGACAAUGGGUCAUCAUCUUUGGGAGUUUCAGUGCGGACAGUGUGGCAAAUACUUCAGUCAGGAGUGCUAUCUAAAACGCCAUUCAUUGGACGCCUGUCGCAAGUAUCUAAUGUCCGUAAAGCAAAAGAAAACAUAGGUUCAAAUUGCAAACUUCUUAGUUUCAUAUGACAUUAGUUAUGUUAAUGAAUUUAUAAUUAUUGAUAUAUGUUAUGAGAAUUCUUUGCAAAAUUAUCUUAAUACUUGAGUUAAGUCUUUAGCAUGAU